AUGUCGAAGCUCGCAAGCGACCCUGGCGAGAAAUCGCUUACCAAGCUCUUGGCCACUCUCACAACUACUCUGCAUGACACAACUUACGUCUUCGCAACUCUUACCGACACAUCGAAACUCCCACCGUUAGCUGAAACCCAGCUCUUGUUCAAAGAAACAGAGGGAAUCACAGUCAUUGUCAGCCAGGAAUACGCGGAAGCACACAAGAUUGAUUUCUUCUUCCCUUGCAAGAUGAUUACGCUGAAUGUGACGUCAAGCUUGGAGGCUGUCGGGUUCAUGGCGGUCAUAGCGACGAAACUGGCGGAAUACAAAAUGGGGGUUAACCCGGUCAGCGGCUUUUAUCAUGAUCAUUGUUUUGUACCUCUGGGGAGAGAGCAGGAAGCAGUUGAAGUUUUACAUCGAUUGGCAGAAGAAUAUAAGCAAAAGGCGCUGGUAGACAAUUAGUUACCGC
This is a messenger RNA of Trichoderma atroviride IMI 206040, 451 nucleotides long. RefSeq lists its product as uncharacterized. The record is from RefSeq and is a predicted model, not a curated record. Lineage: Eukaryota; Fungi; Ascomycota; Sordariomycetes; Hypocreales; Hypocreaceae.